Messenger RNA from Gallus gallus (chicken), 7123 nucleotides. RefSeq names its product follistatin like 4 (gene FSTL4). The transcript is spliced from 16 exons. NCBI's taxonomy places the organism in Eukaryota, Metazoa, Chordata, Aves, Galliformes, Phasianidae. The record is from RefSeq and is a predicted model, not a curated record. Gene Ontology annotation, biological process: regulation of BMP signaling pathway; multicellular organism development; cell differentiation. The coding region runs from base 1751 to 4522 and encodes 923 amino acids. Gene Ontology annotation, molecular function: protein binding; calcium ion binding.
GGGGACUGGACCACAAUCCCAUUGCUGUGCUGUGUGGUGCAGCUGUGGAUCAGGCUUUGCAAGGAGGCUGUGGCUGGGCUGGGCUGUGACACAGGUGUGUGGCUCAGUGGUGUAAACGCAGAGGGAGCUUUGGGGUGCCAGGUGACACAAUCACUGUGUGACUUCACUUAACUCUUGCUUGGUGUUUAUGGUGCAUACUUGUUGCUUGGUUUGAUCUGUUUGGUUGCAUAAUGUGUGUGUCUUUCCCUUGUUAUGAAUGGGAGCAGUUAAUGUACUGUCAGUCGGUCUGCAAUGAAAAUAAGUAAUUUCUAAACUGAGAGGAUGUUUGACCAAUUGCAUUUACAAAACCAACAUGCAUUUGCUGCCCUUUUAGAUUCAUUAGUGUUAUUGCAUCCUAAUCCAAGCACCAUGGUGUUUUCCAGCAGUUGUUUACUAAAUACACAUGAAAGUAGCCAGCUCCGUUUUGCUCUAGGACUGGGAUUUCAAGCAGCAUACGAAUGAGAGGUCUGAGAACUGCAAAGUGAGAGUAUUUGCUGUGAUGCUAUCAACAGAGCAUACCAAAUACCUCUGUAAAACGUGAGAAAUAGCACUGCUCUGCAAGAGCAAUCCAUAAUGUAACAAUGUACUUGUAGCUUAUUGAUAUAGUGACUUUGGUUUAUUAAACAUUUAUUUGUAGCCUCAGUAACAUUACAUCUGAGGCUUCUAAUUGGAAUUUAGAAAGGCUAAUAAAUUUUGAUUUCAUCCUGAGUGCUCUCAAUUCAGGGUGUUUACAUUAGUGCUGAGUAAAAGCGAUGCCUUGACUGCAUGGGUGAGUGGUGUGCAGCGACUGCUGGCUGUGCUGGUGUUGUUGGCAGUGUGUCUGGGCAGCAAACAGACCAAGGCAGCAUUGGUGUGAAUGGUCACGGCUCCCAAAUUAAUAGCGAUGCACCAAGCCUUGGAUAUACCCUGAAGCAAAUACGCAGUAUGAAAGCACUGUAAAAUGAGCUCUGUCAAGGCAAGGUAUGUCACAGUGACUUAAUACAGCUGGGCUUAAUUUUGCCAUUAGCAGGUAACAUGUCUUGUUAAUGCAUAUUGCUCAAACCAAGCAGCAGCCUGUCACUUGCAUGUUAUAGAAAUGCCAUCUCCUGCUUCAUUAAGUGGUCAUUAUGCUUCAUUAUGGUCUGUGUUAGCAUAUGCUGUGAAAGGUCAAAGCUUCCCUCAGCUCCUGUGGAAAUAGAACCAGAGUGAGGACUCCUCUUGGUAUUUUCUUUAUGAGAAGUAAUGGCACAGUCUGGUGGAGAUGAGGUGCAGAGCUCUGUGGCUGAGCUGUUCUGGAGCAGGCUGUGCAUUGGGAUGCUCUUGGCUGCUCUUCCAGGCAUUAGCUCAGGGUUAUGCACGUAAGCAAACAUGCAGCAGUUCCACCUGACAACCCCAUGGGUAGCUUGUGUUUCUAUUCUUCUGAAUUAAAAAAAAAAAAAGCCCACUUUGAAGCCCUCUUUUCACAUCUACUCGUUCCCUGCCGGAGAGCAGGAUGAGUGGAGAAAUCACAGCCUCAGGAGAGGCUGACAUGGAAGAGGGUGGGAGAAAUGCAUCAGAGCUCUUUGGUACAGAAUUGCUGUGGGUCUCACAGGUUUUGGUGGGGUCAUGGACCAUUGGCCAGGUGCUGUCACCUGGGGGAGGUAAGGCUCCUGUGUGCUGGGGGCCAUCUGGAGCCCCAGGCUGCUGGCUGGCCCUGCGGCUCUGAGCACAGCCUCUGAAUGUGAGAGGAAUAAUGAUAUUUAGUCACAUCGCCUUGUCUGGUGUGGUUUGCUGCUCAUCACAUUGGGAAAUCCCACUGCUCCAGUUCCGCAGGGGUUGUGCAGGGGCAGCAUCCCUGUGGGGAAAUAGCUCACAAAGCUGUUGCCAUAUGGGAAUUCAUUGCCUGCACACUGAUGGGUGCAGAGUAGGAAGUCUGUGUCUCACUGAAUGUGCCAUGGAAGUCUGCAAAGCCCCACCAGCAGUUGCUGUGCGGAGAUGUGAAAUGAUGAAGUCAAGAAGUUUUCUGUUGUCUCUCAUUUUGCUUGGGGCUUUCCUGUCGUUCACGAGGGGAUGGAUGGACUUGGAUGGGAGCAGAAGGCCACACUCAGACCUGGGGAGGCUGCACCAAGAGGUAUCCGGAAGGUUUGAAGUCACAAGAAGAAAAGUACUUUAUGGUCAGGAUGGCCUGCAUGCAUCGUGUGAGAAGAAAUACUGCGGCCGAGGGAGUAGGUGUGUGGUGAACAGGGACACCAACCAGCCUGAGUGCAGGUGUGUAGAAGACUGCAAGUCCAGCUACAUGCCGGUGUGUGGAUCUGAUGGCAAGUUUUAUGAAAAUCACUGUCAGUUACAUCGAGCCUCAUGUCUGCAGAGGAAGAAAAUCUACAUUAUCCACAGCAAGGACUGUUUCUUCAAAGGUGACACGUGCACCAUGGCCAGCUACAGGCAGCUGAAGGGCGUCGUGUUGGAGCUGCAGGCGCAGCGCUCAGCCCCACCGCGCCGCCCACCCGCCGACAGGGCUGCCCAGAAACGUGCUUUGGUGGAGGAGCUCUUCCAGCACCUGGAUGCAAACGGGGAUGGGCACCUCAGCAGCUCGGAGCUGGCACAGGUAAUGAAGAAAGAGGAUCUGGAAGAUGAUUUAUUGGAUUGUACACUGGAAGACCUCCUCCGGUUUGAUGAUUAUAACAACGAUGGGCACUUAACCCUGCAAGAGCUCUACACAGCCUUCCAGGUGGUCCAGCUCAGCCUGCCCGAGGAGCAGCGGGUCAGCAUCACCACCAUCACAGUGGGCCUCAGCACCAUCCUGACGUGCAGCAUCCGCGGGGCGCUGCGGCCGCCCAUCAUCUGGAAGCGCAACGGCAUCAUCCUUAACUUCCUUGACCUGGAAGACAUCAAUGAUUUUGGAGAAGACGAUUCCCUCUACAUCACCAAGGUAACAACUAUUCACAUGGGCAAUUACACCUGUCAUGCCUACGGCUAUGAAGAGCUGUAUCAGACCCACAUCCUUCAGGUGAAUGUGCCGCCGGUGAUCCGCGUCUACCCCGAGACGCAGGCGCAGGAGCCCGGCGUGUCGGCCAGCCUCAAGUGCCACGCCGAAGGCAUCCCUAAUCCCCGAAUUACCUGGCUGAAGAACGGCAUGGAUAUCAUGCCAAAACUAUCCAAACAGCUCACGCUCCUGGCAAACGGGAGUGAGCUCCACAUCAGCAGUGUUCGGUAUGAAGACACUGGUGCCUAUACCUGCAUUGCUAAGAAUGAAGUGGGAGUGGAUGAGGACAUAUCUUCACUUUUCAUAGAAGAUUCCGCAAGAAAGACCCUUGCAAACAUACUGUGGCGAGAGGAAGGCCUGAGCGUCGGGAAUAUGUUCUAUGUCUUUUCUGAUGAUGGGAUCACGGUCCUUCAGCCAAACGAAUGUGAGAUCCGGAGGCACAUCGGGCCCGAGGAGAGGAUCUUCUCCACUUAUGAGGAGAUCUGUCCCAGAGUGGAAGGGGAAGGCGCUCAGUCCUGCCUCUGGGCCUCCGCAGUCAAUGUCCGAGACAAAUAUAUCUAUGUGACACAGCCAAAGCAGAACAGAGUAGUGGUCAUCGACAUCCAGACACAGAAAGCUGUGCAGUCUGUGGAUGUGGACCCAUUGCCAACCAAACUGCAUUACGACAAAUCCCAUGACCAGGUGUGGGUGCUGAGCUGGGGUGAUAUGCGGCGGUCAUCGCCAACGCUGCAGGUGAUACCGGAGGCGAGCGCAGGGGAGGAGCAGCACGUGAUCCGCACGCCCUUCAAAGGAGUGGAUGACUUUUUUAUACCACCUACAAACCUUAUUAUUAAUCACGUUAGGUUUGGCUUCAUCUACAACAAAUCAAAACCCGCCGUCCACAAGAUCGACUUGGAGACAGUGACCCACAUCAAGACCAUCAGCUUCAGGAACUACAGCUGCGCACCACAGACCAUGGCCUACACCCACCUGGGGGGGUACUUCCUGGUGCAGUGCAGGGACCGGCGGGGGGCUGCAGCCCCACAGCUCCUCAUCGACAGCGUCACCGACACCGUCAUUGGCAGCAAUGGCGCUGUGCUGGGCACGCCGCACGUCUCACCAGAUGGGCGCUUCUUGGUCAGCACGGAUGGGGAUGCAGGCAGGAUCCAGGUCCAGACUGUGACUGUCCAGGGGGAAAUCAAGUUGAUUUAUGACUUACAAACAAACAUACACGUAUCUGAUCUGACAUUUCAACCCUCUUUCACCGAAGGCAAUCAGUACUAUAUAUAUGCGACUUCACAUUUGCAAACAGAUGUGCUUGUCGUAGAGCUGUCAACGGGGAAAAUGAAUGUACUGAAGAAUUUAAAGGACCCUAUCACAUCCAAAGACUGGCCCUGGAGCAGCUACAACAGAAUUGUGAAAGACAGUGGGUUGUUUGGACAGUAUCUCAUCACACCAGCGAAAGAUUCAUUGUUUGUUAUAAAUGGGAGGCAAAACACGUUACGCUGUGAGGUUUCAGGUAUAAGGAGAGGUAACACAGUGGUCUGGGUUGGGGAGGUAUGAAGGGGCAGCAGCAGCAGAGCCUUUGGCAGACAGUACCAGUCGGACCUUUAUGCUGCAAAAAGUGAGCAGUAGCAUUGUAUAUUUUUACACUGGGGGAAAAAAGACAAAAAGAAAAAAAAACAAAACAACCCUGUAUAGGCUUCAUGGUACAACACUGGUCUACUUGCAAGUUUUAUAAUACAAGGUAUGCUCUGCUAAUAGGAAGUGGUUCUGAAGGGAUAUACUUUUUUUUAUUUGGGGGGUAUGAGCUGUGGUUAUGAGAAACAUGCUGGGAAGCAAAUAUCUCCACUGAGCUACCACGUAAGCCACAAAACUUAGUGAUUCUGUAGAACAAAACCAAUUUUGAGUUUCCAUAUUGAAGGGCUUUUAGUUACGUUCACACCACCCGUUCUCUUCCCACCCGCCACGUCAGCUGCCCUGCCCAAAGUCUGCAACUAGAAUACACGAAGACAAAGGAAAAUAAGCAUCAGAGAGCAGUUUUCAAACCACGGAGACCUGGGAGGGAGCUUUAAUGAAAAGCGAUCCGUUUUCUCUGCAGGUUGGCUUUGGGAGGAUUCAUGGAUGUGGUUUCAGAAAGAGGCAGAACAGAAAUAGUAACUGUCAGCUCACUGUCUUCGGUGCUUAAUUUUGCUCCUGGUACUACUGAAAGCAGUGUUAUGAGCCCUGCCUCUUCUAAUGCAUACGUGUAAGAUUGCAUAGGAGAAAUUCAGCAUGAAAUAUCCAGGCCACUAGAGUGCGUGAAAGCCAGAAAGGACUGGAAAGGGUCAGAUUUUGCUAAAUAUGUAUAUACACAUAUAUAUGUAUAUACUGAGAAUGGGGGUGUUAGUCCUUCAGCAUCUUGUGAGUGCAGUCAGCUUGGGCAUAGGGUGCAAAAUCCGCUCUUCAGUGGGCAGAGAAUUAAUCACAGUCAGUCCCAUAGGAGGCAGCAGCAAGUUGCUGGUUGCUCUCAUCAAAUAUUUAGUAGUGCUGAAGUCGCCAGGCUCUUCAUAAAGUUACCACAAUGACAGAGGGUAUUUUAAGCAGAAAACUCAUUUUCUAGUUGUAGCCUUCACUUGCCUGUUUCUUUUCAGACAUUCUGGGAAAACAUUCUUUGUUGUUUUCCUCCCCAUUUCCAGUACACUUUUUAUAGUCAAUUAUCUUUUUAGUUAUGAGCAAAGAAGUUCAUGUAAAACCAGCAGAAUUACCCUAGAAUGCAACAGCUGGCACCAAGAAAUCCCACUUCAGUUCCCGUAAAAAUAUAGAUCCAUUUGGUAAGACAUGAAAACUUUUCUAGUUGCUUUUUUGUAACUUUCUAUAUACGUUACUGUGAAGUAAUCAGGGCAGGAGCAGCUCUGGCUCACAAACGGUGCAAACCAUGAGAGUGCCACAGCCACUGUGCACAGACAGCCACGAGCAGUUGGAUCCCAGCACCGCUUUGAAAUGUGGCCUUGAUGUGGGGGCAAGCUCUCCCCAGAGGUAAACAUCUGCUGCAUCAGAGCCACGCACUGUGCUUUUGGAAGACCCGGCUCCUUUUGAGAAUGACCUUAUUGCCCAGAGUUGUACGGAAGCAAGCACUGCACACACACAUCCAGAGGUAUUUAGAGGCGCAGUAAUCAUUUUCCAACAGAGGUGCUCAAAGUCAGCCAUUUUACGAUGCACACAGAGGGACUUAAAGUAAGAAGGAUGCAGACUAGCAAUGGUAAUCUGUGCAUUAAGUGUUUAACUGUAACCAAAAGAGAAGCAUUUCAGCAUGGCUGUAGACCUGAAGUAAUUUAAACCAUUCCAGUUCUAUAGAAAACAUAUAGAAAUCUGCUCAGACAGACAAAGAAGAGGAGAUGAAUCCUAUGAAUUCAUUCAACACAGCGUCCUUUAAAUUGCCCUUCAACACCCAUAGGCUUAAACCUACAUGUAUUGUCACUGAUGAGCCAUAGGGGUUAGAAGAGACUAUCCCCUCAUUGCAACACAGGCAUAUAAGAGAGAUUGGCGUAGCCUCCCUUUAGCAAUGCAUGGUGUCCAUGAUUUUCUACUCAUCUGGUUAGGAAACAUACCCAUGUCAAGAAAAGGAGGAGACCAGCUUUGUAAGUACCUUUAAAUAUGCACAACUCCUUUCUUGAACAAAGCUGUAUCCAUACAUUGCAGCCAUCCUAAAUGUGUUUUACUACGGCCAAACACUGCUCUCGUGUUCUCUUUUAUGACUUCUUGAAUCUUUUGUCAUGCCUAUGUUUCCCUGUAGAGACAUUCAUUGUGUCAUAGAUCAAAUAUUACUUUUUUAACAAUAUUUAAAAGGAAAAAAAAAAACCAACAACCUGUAAAUAUAUCUGUUCAGGUGAAUAUUCUUGAGGCUGGUUUAUAUAUAGGCUGUGAAAGAUGUGUAACAGACCUCACUUCUCCCUGUUUGUCGCAAAAUAUUGGAAUAGCGUUCACUUGAAAACUCCCACCUGGACCUUCCAAAGAUGUUCCCUUUCUUCCCCCUCAGCCCAAGUUCUGGUGAUGUGUUUUCUAAAUUAUCCUAAUGGUUAUAUAUCAUACUUAGAAAAUGAAGUACAACUUAGAUUGUCCACACUCCUUGUGAACAGCUCCAAUGACCGUCAGUUCUGACAUUAAAGUGCUGCACAUUUGUUA